AUGAUUUUGUAUAAAAGUGCAUGCUGCGCAUCAGCCAGCAGUGUAGUUCGCAUUCGUCCAUCGGCAGAGCAUCGUCUGCAAAGUGCCCCCAAAAAUCUCAAAGAAGCAGCUGGUGCCCACGAAAACGUUCGGUUAAUUUGCAUUCGAAGCUUCACAUCGAGCUCAUCCCCCGGAGAAGCAGCAGCAGUCAUGCGUGUGCAGAUUGUCGGUGUCAUCGCCGUGGCCGUCGUGGCCGUUUCGCUGGUGCGCGAUGUUUAUGCGGAGCCACCGGUGAACAACGCCUACUUGCCACCCAGUUCGCCCCAGCGUCCCUCCUCCAAGUAUGGUGCUCCGCCCGCCAGCUCUUACUUGCCACCCGCCUCCGGACCGGCGCCAUUGUUCAACACCGCUCCGUCUAGCAGCUAUGCGGCUCCAUCGCAAAGUGCUUCAUUGGGUGGCCCUUAUCCGGCUCCUGCUCCACGUCCGUCCAGUUCCUAUGGACCACCAGCCUCCCGUCCCUCGUCCAGCUAUGGACCACCGCCAAGCCGGCCGAGCCAGUCGUACGGACCACCGCCACAGGCCAAGAAGCCCCAUCAUCGUCGUCCAUCCACCAGCUACGGAGCUCCGAGACCCGCUUCGCCUUCGCAGAUCUAUGGUGCCCCGCCCUCUUCUAGCUAUGGGCCCCCGAAGCCCGCGCCCCCUUCCCAGAGUUACGGUGCCCCAGCUCCACCCUCCAACAAGUACGGUCCUCCCAAGUCCGCACCUUCUUCCAGCUAUGGAGCUCCGAGACCCGCAACCCCUUCAUCCUCGUACGGCGCCCCCGCCCCACCAUCCUCGUCUUAUGGAGCACCUGCCGCACCAUCAUCUUCGUAUGGAGCACCUGCCGCACCGUCAUCGUCUUAUGGAGCUCCCCCCCCACCGUCCAAAUCUUAUGGAGCACCUGCUCCUUCCUCUUCUUCGUAUGGAGCGCCGGCUGCUCCUUCCAAGUCUUACGGAGCACCUGCACCACCAUCUUCCUCAUACGGAGCACCUGCACCACCAUCCUCAUCUUAUGGAGCCCCAGCACCGCCAUCCAAAACCUAUGGAGUCCCAGCUCCUCCCUCUUCUUCGUAUGGAACCCCCGCUGCUCCUUCCAAGUCUUAUGGAGCACCGGCCCCACCAUCUUCCUCCUAUGGAGCUCCUUCGGCGCCCUCUUCCUCCUACGGACCUCCAAAGUCAGCGCCCGCACCACCUUCAUCCAGCUAUGGAGCCCCGCCUCAGGCGCCCGUCAGCUCCUACCUGCCACCCUCUUCGCGUCCAGCGAAGCCCUCUUCCAGCUACGGAGCACCCAGUGUGAGCAGCUUUGUGCCCUUGCCUUCGGCUCCAUCGACCAACUAUGGAGCACCGUCGAAGACCCAGAGCCUGGGAAGCAGUGGCUACUCAUCCGGACCUUCUUCGUCCUACGAAGCACCAGGUGCAUCCCCAUCGUCAUCCUACGGAGCUCCUACCUCUUCGUUCCAGCCCAUCUCACCACCAUCGUCCAGCUACGGGGCUCCUAGCCGCGGAUCAGCCUCAAGCAGCGGAAGCUUCUUGGCCGCUCCCUCAUCCUUGUACAGCGCCCCAAGCAAGGGUUCCAGCCAUGGAUCAUUCCAAUCUGCUCCAUCCAGCUCGUACUCGGCUCCCAGUGCCAGUGCUAACAGCGGUGGAUCAUACCCCUCAGCUCCUUCAUCAUCCUACUCUGCCCCCAGUUCGAGCUCAAACAGUGGAGGACCUUAUGCCUCGGCUCCGACUUCGUCCUACUCGGCACCCAGCUCAGGAUCCAACAGUGGCGGACCUUACCCCGCUGCUCCAUCGCCCUCGUACUCCGCUCCCAGUGCCUCUGCUAACAGUGGUGGAUCCUAUCCUUCGGCUCCAUCCUCGUCUUACUCGGCACCUAGCCCAGGAUCCAACAGCGGUGGACCCUACCCUGCAGCUCCUUCAUCCUCGUACUCGGCACCAAUUCCUUCAGCCAACAGUGGAGGUCCUUACUCUUCGGCUCCCUCAUCUUCGUACUCCGCUCCCAGCUCUAGCUCCAACUCCGGUGGACCAUAUGCCGCUGCUCCAUCAUCUUCGUACUCUGCUCCCAGUUCCAGCUCAAGCAGUGGAGGACCCUACCCCUCGGCGCCUUCAUCUUCGUACUCCGCACCCAGCUCCAGCAGUGGAGGACCAUACCCAUCCGCUCCCUCUUCGUCCUAUUCCGCACCCAGUCCGAGCUCCAACAGCGGAGGACCUUACCCGUCUGCUCCAUCCAACUCGUACUCGGCCCCGAUCGCUCCCCCAUCUUCAUCUAACGGAGCACCAGCCUCAGGAGCGUCUUCCUCGUUCAGCGCACCCUCCUCUUCCUAUGGAGCUCCCUCCACUGGUGUGGGUGCCAGCUCAUUCUCGUCCUCAUCAUCGUCCUUCAGCGGAACCUCGUCGAGCAGCAGUGGUGACUAUCCCUCGGCUCCGUCCACCUCCUAUGGAGCUCCGUCCACCGGCUCUGGCCCAAACUUCUCUAGCGCACCCUCGUCCAGCUACAGUGCUCCGCCCUCCGGUGGGUCCUCCAGCUCCGGUCCCUACCCAAGUGCUCCAUCCCAGGACUCCGGCUACGAGUACAACGGACCCAGCCAGGUGCCGGAGACCAUUCAGCAGAGCUACAGUGCCGACGGUGGCUACACCUAUCGGAAGAAGUGAGCAGACGCCGCAUCGCGCAUACGCCACGUGCCUUCGAAUACUCAACCACCACAUCAUAUCAUCGCCGUCGCCAUUGUAAAUUAUUCCCCAAAUGACAAGCCACCAAUUCGCCCAUUCCUCUUUCUCUCCUACAUGGAAAUCUAGCCUUAAUUCACUGUACCAUUAGAUGUAAAACACGAAACGUUUCUUAAAUAAACAACUUGAUGAAGAUCACAGAA
Molecule: messenger RNA, 2888 nt
Organism: Drosophila yakuba
Lineage: Eukaryota; Metazoa; Arthropoda; Insecta; Diptera; Drosophilidae
Gene: Muc91C
Product: pro-resilin
Biological process (GO): positive regulation of transcription by RNA polymerase II
Cellular component (GO): RNA polymerase II transcription regulator complex
Molecular function (GO): transcription coactivator activity
Source: RefSeq, a predicted model, not a curated record